GGAUGGAUGUCAUGUCAAAAAAAAAAAAAAGCUCGAAUAUGAACAGAAAAAAAGAAAGAAAGCUUGAAUAUGGUCCAUAGAUUCACAGGGUAUCAACUCCCUCCGCUGCUCCUUUCCUCAGCCUUUGUAAAACCCUAAUCCGGCCCUAAAUCUAUUUCAUAAUUCCACUCCGGUUAUUUCGUUCCUUUAAACCAUGGCCUCCUCUGCAAUUCUACACUUGUCGCCCUCACAAAUCUUCACUUCCUCCUUCAGAACCUAUCGACCCUCUCUUUCACUCCAUUCUUACUUUCCCAAAUCCCUCACAGUUAAGGCCUCAACUUCUCUUGAUUAUGAAAAGACAUCCGUUGCUGAUGUAUCAAUGAAGCCAAAUAAUUGGCAAUGGAAAUUCAAGGAUACCUUCAUCAACAUUUAUUAUGAAGAACAUGAGAAGGAAAACACUGUUCCUACUAAGAAUAUUCUUAUGAUACCAACAAUUUCUGACGUUAGCACUGUGGAAGAGUGGAGAUCAGUGGCUAAAGACAUUGUUCAACGAGUUGGCAAAGUUAAUUGGCGGGCUACCAUUGUUGAUUGGCCGGGUCUUGGUUACUCGAACAGGCCGAAGCUGGAUUACAAUGCUGAUGUCAUGGAGAAAUUCUUGGUUGACUUCAUGAAUGAGCCAAAUAGUCCAGUAAGCUGCUUAGACAAUGAUUUAGUGGUCUUUGGCGGAGGGCAUGCUGCUACAUUAACAGUUCGUGCUGCAAAAAAGGGUUUAGUGCAGCCAACUGGCAUUGCUGCUGUUGCACCCACCUGGGCUGGGCCCCUACCUAUUGUGUUUGGUCGAGAUUCUAAGAUGGAAUCAAGGUAUGGGCUUCUUAGGGGAACCCUGAGGGCUCCUGCUCUAGGCUGGAUGAUGUACAAUGUGCUUGUAAGCAACGAGAACGCAAUCCAAUCUCAAUACAAAUCUCACGUGUACGCUAAUCCUGAAAAUGUAACUGCCGACAUCAUUGAGAGCAGGUAUGCUCUUACAAAACGGGAUGGGGCCCGUUACGUGCCUGCCGCUUUCUUGACCGGUCUACUAGACCCUGUGAAGUCACGAGAAGAGUUUGUUGAACUCUUUGGAGGAUUUGAAGGGAGAAUACCAGUGCUAGUUGUGUCUACUUUGGGUGCUCCCAAGAGAUCAAAAGCAGAAAUGGAAGCUCUCAGAGAAGCCAAAGGAGUGAGCAAGUUUGUUGAGGUCCCAGGUGCCCUUCUCCCACAGGAAGAGUACCCAAUUCUUGUCGCAGAGGAACUUUACUGGUUCUUGCAAGAGAAUUUUGAACCAAAGGCUUGAGAAUGAGACCCAGAGAAAAAUUGUAGUUAUCAAAGGAGCAGAGGUAAACGAUCCUUUGCUUAUACAGUUGUACCGGCGGUAAUCAGGUGCUAAUACUUGGUAAUUGUCAUUAUACGAGAGUUCUUCAUUUAGCUUUUUUUGUUCUUUGGUCCGCUAAUAUUUACUUUUUGGAUCAAAGCUUGUACAAGAUGAUACAUCUUUUUACAUACUGUAUAAACCUUUGUCGGUUGAAUCGAAUCCAAAUGAUUAUACUAGUAUAUGAAGUUAAUAAAUUUACUUGAAUCA
This is a messenger RNA of Rhododendron vialii, 1594 nucleotides long. RefSeq lists its product as uncharacterized. Lineage: Eukaryota; Viridiplantae; Streptophyta; Magnoliopsida; Ericales; Ericaceae. Bases 194 to 1309 code for a protein of 371 amino acids. Gene Ontology annotation, cellular component: chloroplast. The record is from RefSeq and is a predicted model, not a curated record. The transcript is spliced from 4 exons.